Messenger RNA from Anolis sagrei ordinatus, 3721 nucleotides. It is a transcript of the gene HIC1, whose product is annotated as HIC ZBTB transcriptional repressor 1. The record is from RefSeq and is a predicted model, not a curated record. Gene Ontology annotation, cellular component: nucleus. Gene Ontology annotation, biological process: regulation of transcription by RNA polymerase II. NCBI's taxonomy places the organism in Eukaryota, Metazoa, Chordata, Lepidosauria, Squamata, Anolidae. Gene Ontology annotation, molecular function: DNA-binding transcription factor activity, RNA polymerase II-specific; protein binding.
GUUGUGACGUCACAGCUUGGCCCCAAUGGUGCCCAAAGCCCCCUCCUCCCUCCUCUCCUGCUUCUUCUUCUUCUUCUUCUCCUUCUCCUCCUCCUCCUCUUUUCCUUCCCCCUCCUUCUAUAAGGGGGCAAAGCUUGGAAGGGAAGCUGGCCAGAAGCGAAAGGAAGAAGAGAGGAAAUAAAGGCACCCAGGGAGGGGAUUUGCCCCGCUUUCGUCGCGUUGGAACCGGCGCCGCCAUGUUGGAAGCCCCUUCCUCCUCGCCGCCCUCGCCGCCUCCGCCUCUUCCUCCCCCGGAAUCCCCUCCGCACGCCAGGCAACUCCUGCUCCAACUCAACGCUCAGCGGACCAAGGGCUUCCUGUGCGACGUGGUGGUGGUGGUCCAGAACGCGCUCUUCCGGGCCCACAAGAACGUCCUGGCGGCCAGCAGCGCCUACCUGAAGGCCUUGGUGGUCCACGACAACCUGGUCAACCUGGACCAGGAGAUGGUCAGCCCGCCCGUCUUCCGCGCCGUCCUGGACUUCAUCUACACCGGUCGCCUGGGAGGGACCGACUCCCACGAAGGGCCGCCAUCGGAAGAGCCCUCCUUGGGGGCCAUCUUGGCCGCUGCGAGCUACCUCCAGAUCCCAGAUUUGGUGGCCCUUUGCAAGAAGAAGCUCAAGCGUUCGGGGAAGUACUUCCCCCUGCGAGGAAACGGCAACGGGGGUGGCAUUUACUCGCCGUUGGGCAAGCUGGCGAGAGGUCUCCGGGCCGCCACGCCGGUCAUCCAGAGCUGCUUUGGGCGGCCCGGCGACGGAGGCAACCCCUUGAGCACCCAUUGUGCCGAACUGUACGCCGCAUCGCAGGCUGGGCUCCUUUGCGCCCCUUUGUGCGGGUUGGAUCUCUCCAAAAAGAGCCCCAACGGACAGCUGGGUCCUCCUCUUCCUCCGGUGCCGCCGUCCUCUCAGGCUCGCCUGAGGUCGACAAUAGAAGCCCCCCCAAACCCUCCAUUGCACGAGGAGCCGCCUCAGGUCCCACAGCCGCCCUUCCACCAUCAUCCUCCGCCGCAUCCUCUCCUCCAUCAUCCUCACAUCGGCACCGAGGCGGCUAUCUUGGAGCCUUCGAACCGGCCCGAACUAGGCCCGGACUUUAUUUACCGCUGGAUGAAGCACGAACCGUUGAGUUACGUGGAGGAGGAGGAGGAGGAAGGCCAGAGGAGGACGAAGGAAGGCGAAAAGGUAGCCUCCCCUUCACCGACGAGGCCCUUCGUGGACGGGGAAAGGAAUUCGGUCACGGCCGAGAACGAGAAGAGCAGCAGCGAAAUGGAAGAGGAAGAAGAGGAUGACGAAGAGGAAGAGAGCGCCGGGAGCAGCGGAGGGGGCCCGUCUCCCAGCCUGGAGCGCUUUCUGGGCUACGGAGACUCGGCCGAAGGCUUCGGAGGGGACAAUUUAUACGUCUGCAUCCCUUGCGGGAAGGGCUUCCCGUCUUCGGAGGAGCUCAACGCGCACGUGGAGGCUCACAACGAGGAGGAGGAGGCGCUGGAGAAAUCGGUGCCGGCGCCGGCUCCUCCGAUGUCGGCGCCGCCUUCGGCUCCGGCGGACCUCUUGCGACCGUACCGGUGCAAUUCGUGCGAGAAGGCCUACAAGGACCCGGCCACGCUCCGGCAGCACGAGAAGACCCACUGGCUGACCCGGCCGUACCCGUGCUCCAUCUGCGGCAAGAAGUUCACGCAGCGCGGCACCAUGACGCGCCACAUGCGCAGCCACCUGGGCCUCAAGCCCUUCGCCUGCGAGGCCUGUGGCAUGCGCUUCACCCGCCAGUACCGCCUCACCGAGCACAUGCGCAUCCACUCCGGGGAGAAACCUUACGAGUGCCGCGUCUGCGGAGGGAAGUUCGCCCAGCAGCGCAACCUCCUCAGCCACAUGAAGAUGCAUGCCGCGGCCGCCGCCGCAGCCGCCGCUCAAAGCGUGACGCCCGAAGCUCUCCGCUUAGGCUUCUCCCCGGAAGGGCCGCAUCACCCGCUUCUCGCCGAUCCGAAGACGGCCUUGCAAGGCUUGUAUCUCGGCCUCGGGCCGGACAAAGCGGCCCAAAUCUUGGCCCAAAGUGCGGCACUCAGCCAAAUGAACCACGAGGGAUCCCUCUCCGGGCCGCGGGGCUUGGAGCGCUUCUCGCCUCCUUGACGGCGGUGGGGCGCCAGCAUGCGGACCCUCUUUGCAAUGGACCAAAGAACCCCCCGCCCCCUCACUGAGCCUGGGUACAGAAGGGGACCACUUUGGCCAGCUUUGCCAUGGAUGCCGAGAUUGGGGUCUCCUUCACUCCCCUAAAUAGACCUGUUUGAAUAAGGAAAGAGGGGUCUUUCUGGGCCAAACAGUUUGACUAAGGCUUUGGUGGAGACCCCUCCCCAAAAAAGGGCCUAAUUAAAGAUGGGGGACCUCUUUCGCCUUUGGGUAUGGAAGAGAGCCCUCUCGGUGGUCCGAGACCCCCGAAAAAGGGACCUUGUUGGAUGAUUGGAGCCUUGCCGAAAGCUAGACGUCCACUUUGGCCACUCUUCAAUGGGCAAAGAGGCUUCGAUAGAGCCCCCUCCCCUCAAAAAAGGAUUCACUUUGGGGUCUUUGUUGAGCCAGACCCCUUUGCCUAUGGUGGGCAACGUGUCCCUCCCCAAAGGAUUCAAGUUGACAACUUUGGUUGUUUUUACUAUGGACGCCAAUGGGCAAAGCCCUAGACGGAGACCCCCCCCCCCCCAAAUAGACCUGACGGCAAACGGACUGGACCCUCCUUGGAAGACUCAGCCUUCUCGCUGAGCCAGACCCAAAGGUAGACAGAAAAAAAAAUUGUGUGCAAUAUGCCCAGCUGUUUGGACUGCGAGUCCCAUCGCUCCCAGUCUGUAAGGGAUUGUGGGAGUGGUAGUCCCAGAAAUAGAUGUGUGCGUGCGUGCGUGCGGGGGAAACAAUCAAAACAGAGCAAACUUUGGAGUCUCUUUUGGUAUUUUUUAUUUUUCGGGGAGGGGGAAAGCAAUAUAUUGGACGGGAAAGGGUCCCCCAAAGGCCGUCUAGUCCAACCCUUUAACCUCACAUUGGGCAUUUUUGGGGGACCCGCUUAUUUCUGAGCCUAUUUUUUGCAAUGUGAAAAAGUACGUGACCGUCCGGAAAGAAAAGUGUGUUUGUGGGUCUGUUUUGUGCAGAUUGUGGCCUUCUUUUUGACUUUUUUUUCCCUUCGAAGCCAAAGAUAUGUUUUUGGGGUGUUAUGUAUUUUGGGGGGACGGGGGACGUGUGAUGCGUGCUUGUGUGUUUCUCCUCCUUUGGACAAAGACAAAACACUCCGUUUGUCCGCUCAAACCAAAGCUGGGGGUCCUUCUUGCCCUGUUGGGAACCCCAUAAGCAGAGGCGAUUUGGGGGUCCCAACAGGGCGAGAAAGACCUCCAAACACCAGUGAAUAUCGGGGGACAGACACCUCUCUCUCUCUAUUAAAAAAGCCAUUGACCCCAAGGGGGAAAAAUAACCCAAAUGUGAAGCUUGUCCCCCCGUUCUUUUGUUUUGCACACCCCCCAAAACUGAGCCAGCAGCCCACUCCCCAUUUUGCAGGACACAGCGGGCUCUUUGCCCCCCCAAAACACCCCCCCCCCCGAAAAGCUGUGUUUCUCUGGUUGCGUUUCGUUUUCUGUACAGAUAUUUUUUCUAUCACUCCCUUCUUUUUUUUAUACCGGAACGAAAGGCAAUAAAUGUUCUUUUCUUUCAAGCACCAAAAA